AUGGAGCCGAUAAAAAAAAAGAUGCGCGUGGUUCUGUGGUUUCCCGAGCCAUUUGUGUGUGUGUGUUAUGUUGCCAGCUUGUGCGGUGGGUUCCUGGGUGAGAACGGCGAGAGGAGAAGGAGGUGUUUUUGGCGGCAGCAGCAGCCGUUUUUGCUUCGUCGCUUUUCUCGACCCCUUGCGGAAAACGCAACAGAGUGCCCCGUGCGAAAAGGGACGGAUCAUCAACUAGGCAAACCCCUGCGGUAGCGGGGACACGUACGCGUAUCGGGAGGGAUAAGGAACGCGCGCGUGUACCGAUCGUUGUGUGCAUCCUUCCUCCUCCGGCCGUCCGUCCUGGCGCACGCAAUAAUUGUUUUGAUGGAAGGAAAUCGAGCGACAAAUCGCGUCCACAUUCGGGUGGUGUGUGGAAUGCGUUGAAGGUGAAGGAAAGGAGUUCUUCAAGGUGGUGGGAAAUUGUGAUUGUUAACCCAGCCUCCUCAGCAAACAGUGGCAAGCGAAUGAUACUAAAAACAUUGAACGAUUGAAACACGCACCGCAUUGUUGGACUGGGCAGCAACAGCCAAUCCGUUUGCAAGGGAUUAGUACGUACAUCGAUGGAUGAGCCAGUUUCACGUGCCAGCCGUAGCCGGUGGUGCUGCCUGCAGACGACGGACCGAUGAAUCUGGCUGGGGGCACGCACGGCAAUGAUAACGCGCGGCAGCAGCAGUGUGAAAGUGAAUGAAAACAAUCGGAAGCAAACACAUCAUAUGAGCAAUAUUUUAGAUAAUAAUAAUAAUAAUGUCGUACCGGCAAAGUGCAGUGCUGCUGAGGGAUCGUAUUACUAGUAUUUAGACAGUUGUGGCCGCAGCUUAUCGCUGUUUCCGCGCUAGUAUCUCCUACGUUUGCGCGUGUGUGUGGACGAGACACGAACGGGAUGUCCGUUCCGAUGUGUGAAAUAUGUGUGUACUGUGCGUUUGUAUUGUAAGGACAGCUUGUGUACGUUUCGGAUACGAUUGAUUGAUCGUUGUGCAUUUAAAGAUCGUUUGAUCGGCCAGAGGCAAAGAGAGCGAAAGAGUGAGAGAGACUGCUGUGCAGUGAAGUGAUGAGGCAAGGGAAGUGCAGCGAGUUGUAAUGGUGGUUUGGCGGUACGUAAACACCGGCUACACACAAAGAUCGCGACAGCGGCGGCAAGGAAUCCGUUGACGUCGUCCUGUUUUGUUGCACCAUAAAGCAAACGAAAACACAAAAAGCGUCGAGGCACGCAAAAGAGAGUGAGAGAGAGAGAGAGAGCGAGAGUGGGACCUGCGUGCGUAGCUUGUUGCACUAACGCGCAGUAGUAUGACACACAACCUGGGCAUGGCGUCGUACCGGCUACCAGGACCCGGACUCUGUCCGCCAGAUUUCAAAUCGCCCUCGGAAUCGCCGCAGCUCCCGAUAUCCGCCCCGAGCAAUCCGAAGAAGCGAAGGAAAACGUCGAACGUGGUAAACUCGAACGCGGUGACGUCGCAGCCGACGCCGACCCCGUCCCCCCAGGACCUGCUACCACCGCCCCCGACCGGGUACGGCGACACGAUAGUGGCCUCGAACCCGUUCGAUGAUACGCCACCGCCAACGCCUGCCUCGCACAUGGGCCACAUGGGCCAUCCACACGGCGGCCCCGGCCACGGGCCGGGCCCGGGCAUGAUGGGUCAUCUCGGGGGCGGUGCGAUGGGCCACGGUGGCCCGAUGGGCCCGAUGAACCAUAUGGGUGGGCCGAUGCACGGAGGCCCCGGUCACCAUAUGGGCCCGGGGCCGAUGGGUGGUCAUCCGCACGGGCCACCGCACGGCGGACCGAUGGGUGGCGGCAUGGGCCCGCACGGCAUGGGUCCGCACGGGAUGGGGCCGCACCAUGGGCCGGGCCAUGGGUCGCCGCAUCCGGGCAUGGGCCCGGGCGGGCCGCCGCACGGCCCGCCGGGCAUGGUGGGCGGGCCGGGAGGACCGGGCGGACCACCGCAGGGACCGCCGAUGCGGGGCAUGAGCCCGAUGGGCAUGGGCAGCCCGAUGGGCCACCACCAUCCCGGCAUGCACCUGAACUCGGGCAUGGGCCAGAUGGGCGGCAUGCCGCACGGGAUGCAGCGCGGCGGCAUGAGCCCGAUGGGCGGACCGGGCGCGCAGAUGGGUGGCCUUAGUCCGAUGGGUGGUGCCAUGAACCAGAGCAUGUCGCCGAUGGGUCCGAUGGGAGGAAUGUCCCCGAUGAGCCAGCAGCAGCAACAGCAGCAGCAGCAGCAGCAACAGAUGAACAGCAAAUCGGUGGGAAGUCCGCUGAGUGCCGGCAACAUUGGCAGCCCGAUGAACUCGUUGCCGGGGAUGGGUUCGCCCCAUGCCGGCGGGGGCCCGGGAGGCGGUGGCGGCGGUGGAGGAGGAGGAGCAGGUGGCGGUGGCGGAAUGCUGGGCAGUCCGAUGAACACGAGCGGGGGCCACCUGAACAACGGCCCAAUGGGUCCGCCGAUGAACAGCCCGCUCGGGAACGGCCCGCCGAACCAUGUGCCACUCGGGCCGAACUCGGCCGGACACAGCCAAACGCCGCAGCCGGUGUCCGCCGCGAACGUGACCGUCGGCGGGCAGACGUCACCGAACGUGGCGAUGAGCAGUGGACCGGGCGGCAUGAACAGUAGCAACAGUAGGAUGAACCUACCGAACGGUGCAAUGACAAAUCAGCAAUCAGGGAACUUAAAUCAAUUACCUCAUCAACUCGGACCCAUGGGUGCGAACCAGCAGCAGCAGCAGCAGCAGCAGGGCGGUGGCGUCGGUGGCCCGCAGCAGAACAGUAGUCAAGGGCCUAGUAAUCAGCAGCCCGGUGGCGGCGGCGGCCAGCAAGGGCCGGGGUCUCAGGGACCGCCGGGCAGCCAGGGACCGGCCGGGCAACAGUCACAACCGCUACAGCCUCAUCCGCCGCCGCACGGUGGCCAGCAUCAGCAGAUGCCGCUGCCCCAGCAGUCACCUCACGCUCAACACAACCCGGGUGGCCCGGGCAGCGGCGGUCCCGGCGGCCCGGCCGGGCAGCAGCAGAUGAGUCCCAUGAUGGGUCCGGGUGGUGGAGGUGGACCACCGAUGGGUAACAGCAUGGGCGGCCCGAUGGGUGGCGGCAUGAUGGGCGGUCCCGGCGGUCCGGCCAACUCGAUGGGAGGAGGAGGGGGCGGCGGCGGCGGCGGCAUGAAUCAUCAUCCGCACCAUCACCAUCAUCAUCAUCACGCGGGCAAUCAUCAGGGAGGCAAUCCGCACAUGGGUUCCGGCAUGGGCGGUGCGAACAAUAUGCACCAUCACAUGGGUGGCGGCGGAGGUGGCGGAGCAGGAGGAGGAGGAGGCGGUGGCGGCGGCUUAAUGCCACCGCACGGGAACCUGCCGCCGGGCGUAGCGCCCCACAGGCCCCCGAUGCACGGUGGAAUGGGCGGCGGCGGCAUGGGCCCGGGCGGCAUGAUGGGCGGACCGCCGAUGGGUGGUCCGAUGGGUGGCCAUAUGGGAGGUGGAGGAAUGGUGGGCGGCGGCGGAAUGGUCGGUGGCAGUCCGAUGCAGUCGCCCCACAUGAUGGGGGGCGGCGGCGGCGGCGGCCCGGGCGGUGGACCGAUGGGUGGCGGCGGACCGAUGGGCGGACCGAUGGGCGGACUGGGACCGCCGGGCAAUGGGCCGAACGGGCCGAACCAUCACCACCACAUGGGCAUGUUCGGUCCGAAGCCGAUGCCCGUCACCUCCGGCAAGCUGUACCCGCCCGACCAGUCGAAAGUGUUCAACCCGCAGAACCCGAACGCCCCGCCAAUCUACCCCUGCGGAGGAUGCCAUAAGGAGGUGCAUGACAACGACCAGGGCAUCCUAUGCGAAUCUGGAUGUAACUUUUGGUUUCAUCGGACGUGCAGCGGACUGACGGAGGCGGCCUUCAACCUAAUACACGCGGAAGUGUACGCCGAAUGGUGCUGCGACAAGUGUCUCAACUCCAAAAACAUACCACUGGUGAAGUUCAAACCGUAGUAGAAGCGAGCCCGUAGCUCGGCCGCAGGACGCUGUACCGCACAGCGCAGGGCCUGAGCCACGUCCAGCACUGCUUACCUAAGUGACAACCACCUGCACUACCACCACCACCACCAUGUCUCUUCCCAUUUCCUUUGAUCCGAGUGGCUGAAGCUCUGGCAGGGGGAAGUGAAAUCGGCGGCGGCGGCUCGACAAAUCGUUUCCCUCGCCUGCUUCUCCUGUGUUGUUAGAUUUAAGUGGGGACAGGGACAAGGGAACAGCGACGGAAGAAAGGAGCAGGGGUAGAGAGGUCGAGAGCCAUUCGCUUUUGAAAAGCGGCACUAGAGUGUGUGCGUGUGAGUGUACAGAGAGGUGCUUCGGGAGAUAGGAACUAGGAAAAGGGAGAAGAGGAUUAGCGACGCGCCAGAUGAAUGGGUUGGGUCCGUGUGAGGGCGUGUAUGUGUGUGUGUGUGUGUGUGUGUGUGUGUAUCAUCUUUGUGUCCGCUGCUUUUAGAAAGACUGGAGGAACCUAAAUGGGGAAACUGCUGGCACAUUAACUAAGACGAACUUGACGAAUCACGAAUGCUUUUCUGUUUAGUGAAAUUAAACGAUUCUUGACACACACACACAACAAAAAACGGUUCCUUUUUUAAUAUGACUGACCAAGGAUCAGCAGCAGUGUUUGGUGCGCAACCAUAAUUUAGCUAGGAUGGGUGGGCUUUUGCUUCGUUAUAAUGCAAAUUGAGCGAAAACGUAAGGGUUUACUGUGGGGAAAAAGGGGAUAAAAACAAUGUUUGAGAUUACUGUACCGAAUGGAGGAGUCCUGCUUGUGAACACUUGCCAUAUCCUUCUUAUCGUUGGCUCAAAAAAGGACACAAACAAACACACACACACACACAUACACGCUUAACACGCAUCCAAUUCCAUCCUCGAUGUGUUAUUUGUAACCGGGAAAGGUCGCGUUAUGGAACUUCUUCUUUAAAGCUUUUGAGUGAGAUUGACAGUUGUACAGUACAGAAGAAAAAAAAACAAACAACAAACCCAAAACACACACACAACAUGUUGGAGUAGCAGUCGAUAUAGGCAAACAUACACUCACAAACAAAAAAAAACACACACACACACAAAGAACUCAAAUAACAACGAUACCACAAAGUUGUGUAACCCGCAAUGUGUGCUCUGUGUGUGUGUGUGUGUG
Messenger RNA from Anopheles gambiae (African malaria mosquito), 5158 nucleotides. RefSeq names its product protein pygopus. The transcript is spliced from 3 exons. Bases 1318 to 3981 code for a protein of 887 amino acids. NCBI's taxonomy places the organism in Eukaryota, Metazoa, Arthropoda, Insecta, Diptera, Culicidae. The record is from RefSeq and is a predicted model, not a curated record.